Messenger RNA from Talaromyces amestolkiae, 846 nucleotides. RefSeq lists its product as uncharacterized. The coding region runs from base 1 to 846 and encodes 281 amino acids. Lineage: Eukaryota; Fungi; Ascomycota; Eurotiomycetes; Eurotiales; Trichocomaceae. The transcript has a single exon. The record is from RefSeq and is a predicted model, not a curated record.
AUGGCGACAUUAUCUGAACAUCAACUUCCAAGCCCGCAAAUGCAGCCCAUUAUCCUGUCCAUGGAGGUGGACGAUGAAGAUUCUUUCGAAAGUGAAUACCGAGUGCGGAUUGGAAACACAGUCAAAUACCUCAUCGUCUCUCCCAAGACCUUUGACAGAGAAACCCUUUCAUUUCCAAUCCAGUCCCUACGUAGUCUUCCUUACCACGAGGAAUGGACUGUAGCCCGCAUCUCGCGAGACGUGAGCAACGGAGACUUAAAAACUUCCAUUUCAAACCAAACUCUGGCUGGUGUCAAGUGUCAAUGGCAUAACAAUUGUAUCAACUGCCUUGAAUUGGAAAAGACCAAGCAGCUCACGGCAAUGGCAUUUGAAGCUACCAUACACUCGAACCCACUCGUUUCGACGGUACCUAUAGCCACCGUUAUCGUCAAAAUAGCUCGAUUUGAGUGGGAGAUUCCUCGAAUCGAACAAGAAACAAGAGCGUAUCAGUUGCUUGAGGGUUCCGAACUGGCCCCGCGCUUUUUAGGUCAUAUCCAUGAAAAUGGACGUGUCAUGGGAUUUCUCUUAGAGAAAGUGGAAGGACGUCCGGCGUCCUUCCAAGAUCUGAACAUAUGUGAAACAGCGCUGGGAAAACUUCACAAUUUGGGAUGUACGCAUGGUGACGUAAACCGGUACAACUUCCUCAUCACUAACGAGGGAGCGAAGCUCCUCGAUUUUGAGCACCUCGUAGAGAAUGCUAGGCCAGAGUCAAUGCUCAAGGAGCUGGAGCGUUUGAGCGCUGAGUUGGUAGAUGAUUCAGGGCGUGGUGGAGGUUUUAUUUUUCAUGGUAAUAGUGAGUUUAGUUGA